Molecule: messenger RNA, 2996 nt
Organism: Spodoptera frugiperda (fall armyworm)
Lineage: Eukaryota; Metazoa; Arthropoda; Insecta; Lepidoptera; Noctuidae
Exons: 4
Coding region: 165-1529 (454 amino acids)
Source: RefSeq, a predicted model, not a curated record
GUCGAGGCGGGAUGGUGACGGCGCGCGGGUGCGUUAGUCCGCGUGGAGCGGCGCGCUGGCUUGGCUCGCCGAGUCUAGGGUGCCUCGGUCCUCCCGCACCCGGCGCCCGCCUCAGGCGCUUGCGCAGGCGGGGCCCCGGGGGGCGGUGAGUGUGGCGCGGGCGCAUGGCGCUGCUGUACCGCGCGACGCGGCUCAAGGACCGCGCCGACACCCACGUGUUCACCUUCGUGGUGACACGCUCGGCCACGCGCGAGCCCGACCGCGAUGUCACCUCCAAGGACUUCUGCUGCGCGCACCAGCGCUGGGCGGUCGCCUUCAGUCGCACCGACGCAUCUCUCGGUGUGUACUUGGUGUGGCGCGGCGCGUGCGAAGGCAUGCGGGUGUAUGUCGACUUUACAUUCACGCUCCUCAGCCGCGAUCACUUUACGGCCAAUGAAGGGUUUUCCGGCAAACAGGUGCGCUUCAGCGCAGGCUGCGCUGCGCAGGGCCGUGGUCGUUGUGUGUCCAUCGCUGAACUCAACACCAAGUUCGCUGAUGCGAGGGGUGAGUUCCAACUGGAGCUCAGUAUGUCACGGGUGCGCACGCUAUACUCCUGUGAACUGCGCGCGCCCCGCCUUGAUACACCACCCAUAGCUUUUGCUGGAUUUGACUGGCAGGUGUCGGCAACUGGCGGCGGUGGCAAGGAGCCGCUGACUUUACGGUUAAUGAGAUUAUCAGGGGAAGGACAACGCUGUCGUGUUAGAUAUGCACUUGCGCUUGGCGAAGGCGAAAGAAGACUACAUUCAGGCCCGUUAGAGUGUGUUUGUGACGCUGACGGACGCACACCACCCUGGAACCCUCGACCACCAUCCCGACUUCUAACCAAAGGGGUUCGGUUAACUGUAGAACUGGUAUGGGCGCGUGCACUCGCCGAGCUGGCGGUGCCGGCAGCAGGCCGCGCGGCUACGUGUUACGAUCGCGACAAGCAGGCGUGGGCGGUGCGCUGCGACAUGCACUCGGAGAUGGUGAGACUGCAUAUGUUGUACCGGGACGUGCACCACGUGCCACGCAACCACUUGCGUUACGUGAGCUGGUCUGCCUGGCUCGUGAGGUCAGGUGUCGCAGCUGGUGAACCUGAUGCCGAAGAACUACCUGGAGCACCCUUCGAGCAUUACUAUGCACAAGACAGUGCUGAUGAAGGGCUCAUGAUGGAGACGGCUCUACGCGUAGAAGACAUGUCACGACCUGGGAGCGCAUUCUUACACCCAGGUGGUGAACUACGUGUACGUCUCGAAUGGGGCGAUACUUACCUACUCUUUCAAGCUACUUAUCAUGUCUAUGAUGACCUUUGUCGGCUGCACGCGCAUCAAAUGAGGCGUGAGAUUGCUGUGCUUCAGGCGGAGAACUAUUCGUUGGAGCGACAGCUGUUCAGCUAUCAAAAAAGCCUGGCCUACGCACAGGCGCAGGCAGGUGAACCGGCAGUGGCGGAGACGAGUGGAAGGCGUUCCCCGGCGGAGCGCUCGCUCUCUACCGACACGGAGUAUGCGUGAGAAGGGCCUGAGGACUUCUCUUUGUCGUCGCCUAUGACGUCGCCCGUUCUCUACUCUUCUAUCUUUUCGACUGAUUCUGACGUUUUUGAGCGAUUUAUCUAUUUUUCUAGACGUUUUAUGGCGAGGUGCGCCCUCGUCCGCACCGCUUUCCGCCGGUCGCCUGCACUCUCGCCGCUCGAUUCUAUCGAUAGCCGAUAAUUAUACUCGACUACUUUUCUAUUUGUCUGUACAUAAAAUAUAUUUAGAAGAUAUUAUAUAUUAUGUAUAUUUCUUAACUUGAAACUCGAAUUCAUAUACUGCAACAGUCGAUUUAUGAAUAAAAAAAGUCCGUAAAAUAAAUACCAAUUUUGUCUCUUUAUUUGUAUCUUUUCUUGAUAUCCCUCAUAAAUAAUAACCAUCUACGUAGAUUUACCUCGGAAAAUAAAUAUUAUUAAUCUACAUUCUACCUGUAGUCGAUAGAUGCUCUUUAAAAAAUAAAAACUCUGUAAAAGACAACCUGUGUAGUCAACGAACACAUGCUUAUAAUCACGAUAUUUAAGACACGGAACGCCAAACCGCUGUCAACUGUCAAUGUCAACGUCAUACUUGACAAACUCAAAGGCAGAACCACGUUGUUGUGUUUGUUUGGGAAUCGUCGUGUAGUUCAAAGUAAAACGUAAAUAUGGCUCAAGGAAAACUGAAAGUAAAAAGCAAAUUGCCUGCUGGAGCGAAAGCAAAGAAAAACAAGAAUAAGGCCGGUAAAGCGGUGACCAAACGUCCAAACGCGCCGGUAAAGAGUAAAACUGCCGCUGAACGGAAUAAGAUGAAGACGAAUGUGUCGAAGAUGGUGAAUGCUGCAGCUGAACAGCAGUUGAGAGCUUUAGCGACGAAUACUCCUCAAUUGUCUGCGGCACAGCAACGAGUAGCUGCGGCUCCCACAGCGCCUGCCCCAGCGAAAUAACCUAACUUCUAAACGACGUUCUUCGUGUAAAUUAUUGUGCGUAACUUGUUGUUAUACGUUAUUAUAACUCAGACAUUUAAUACAAAUCACUGACAAUUAAUAAUAGACAUAUUGUAAAGAAAAAAGCCUCUAAUUCCUUAACUUAUUGGAAAACAUUGAUGUUACAACAACUUACAACAGGUUAGCCAAGAUUGUGUAAAAAUUUUUUCUGUCUGUGACGGUAUGGUCUAGGUAGGUAUGUAUUCAGCCUAUUAUGUUGUGGUAUAUUCAAAUGUCAUUAACUUAUCAUUAAAGUAUUACUAUACAAUGUAUAUUACAUUUGUGAGUAAAUUAAAAUAUAUCCAGUAACAACUAUGUAAGCAAAUGACCAAAAAUCUAUUUCUACAACUACUGUAUGUUAAUGGAGUCUAUUCUGCACUUACUUCAAUGUAUCUUUACAAACAUUUUGUAAUAUAAAAAUAUAAACUUGUGAAAUAUUAGAAUUAUAAGUGAAGUUUAAUCUUUAAAUUAAAACUAUUUUUGUUUUA